CCGCCACUGCCUAAUGACCAAGAUUUACGUACUGCUUCUGCGCUAAGUUAAAUAUUUAAGAGUGAGGGAUGGUGUGAUUCGGUAAAAAGAAGGCGCGAAUGAGGGUGAAAGAGCAAAGGCAAUAUGGGAGGGCUCCGAGGCUUAAGAAAUCGUUUUCGAAAAACGGCAUAUAACGGCAUUCGUCUCAUGAUUGUAUUUUGUUGUGUAAGUAGAGAGAUGGAGCCCAUCCAAGUAACGUCCUCAAAAGCCCGCCACCUUUCGUCGCCAUCCUCCUGUUUGUGAAAACUUCCCACUGAAGCUCUUCUUAACCAAAUCUCUCUCUCUCUCUCUCUCUCUCUCUCUCUAUAUAUAUAUAUAUAUAUAAAGAUUUAAUUCGGACAAAAUAACUUACCCAUGUCUUGCUUAGAGAAAAAAUCUAUCUGGGCUUUUCCCAAUUCAAGAACUUGCAGUGGUGGUGGUGAUGAAUUGUUGAAGCUGGAAAAUGUGAGCUCUAGUUUCCCCACUCCUACAAAUACAGUGGAGAAGAAAGAGGCGGUGGAGAUCAAAGAAAGCAGUGACAAGGCUGGUGGUGAACCUGGCGGCCGUGCCGGUGGUGAAUCGGAUCAUGGUGUACACACUUGGACUGAGAGGGAAAGAAGGAAGAAGAUGAGGAAUAUGUUCUCUAGCCUUCAUGCUUUGCUUCCUCAUCUUCCGGCUAAGGCAGAUAAGUCUACCAUUGUUGAUGAGUCAAUAAGAUACAUCAAGUCUCUUGAACAUACUCUCCAAACAACACAAACACAAAGGCUUGACAAAUUUUCUGCAUUGCCAGCAUCAUAUAGAGAGUUAACUUGUGAUACAAGGGAAGCGUUUUUGGCUGAUCAUUUUCAUCAGGGUCCACAAACAUCAAUCAACCUGGCAUUGCCAGCUGCUCUUUCACCACUGCCUGCUUCCUUCCAGACGUGGUUUUCCCCAAACGUUGUCAUGAACAUGUCCGGUAACGAUGCUCAGAUCAGCGUUUGUUCACCACCAAAGCUAGGGAUGUUGACUACUUUGUUUUACAUACUGGAGAAGCAUAAGCUGGAUGUAGUAUCUGCUCACAUCUCCUCGGAUCGAUGUCGUUGCAUGUACAUGAUCCAUGCUCAUGCAGGCGGAGCUUGUGAUAAUUUUCCGGAGGCAUUGUCAGUGGAGGACACAUUCAAGCUAGCAGCAAGUGAAAUGAACUUGUGGCUCUUGUCUCGUUGAUUCGUUAUGUACUUGAUAGUGUGAUUACCACCUUGCUAGAAUAGAACUUGAAGAAGCUAGGAAAAUUCAGCUUUUAUUAGAAGUGCUUUUAGGAAAAAUGUUGUGGAUGUUAUAUGUGUUUGCUGAUGGCCUUUAAAAUUGA
Messenger RNA from Pyrus x bretschneideri (Chinese white pear), 1363 nucleotides. Its product is annotated as transcription factor bHLH95-like. The coding region runs from base 394 to 1221 and encodes 275 amino acids. The record is from RefSeq and is a predicted model, not a curated record. The transcript is spliced from 3 exons. Gene Ontology annotation, molecular function: DNA-binding transcription factor activity; protein dimerization activity. Gene Ontology annotation, biological process: regulation of DNA-templated transcription; endosperm development. NCBI's taxonomy places the organism in Eukaryota, Viridiplantae, Streptophyta, Magnoliopsida, Rosales, Rosaceae.